AUGCUAAGUGGCUGUCUUUCAGAUUGCUAUGCUGUAUUGGAUCCUACCCCAUACUUUAGAGACUGUGUCUAUGAUGUCUGCGCGUCACCCGAAGAUGGCGAUACUGCGCUUUGUAAUGCAAUGGCAUCAUACACUCAAGCAUGCAGAUACUUUUAUGUGGACGUUCCUUCAUGGAGGAAUGCAACUCUCUGUCCCCUGACCUGCCCAUCAAACAGCACCUAUGGCAAUUGCAUCUCCGCCUGUCCCCGCACCUGUUGGGAUUACCAAGACCCUGAUCGCACCUGUUACGACCUCUGUGUUGAAGGGUGUGCCUGUGAUGAAGGGUUUGUCCUAGAGGAUCUUCGGUGUAUUCCAGAGAGCGAGUGCGGAUGCGUCACAGAUGGAUUUUAUCUCACAGUUGGCAGUAAUCUUUUGACUCCAGACUGUUCAGAAUACUGUGAGUGUAACCCUGGUGGUAGCAUCAACUGCACCCAGGUAUCCUGCGAUCCUAAUGCAUCUUGUGGAGUGGUGGAUGGGCAGACACGCUGCAUAUGCAAUGCUGGCUACGAUUCUGUUGGCUUUGGAUUCACCUGCUUCGAUAUCGACGAAUGCGAAAGCAGCCCCUGUGCCAACGGGACCUGUGUUGAUGAAGUGGAUGGCUAUACCUGUGACUGCACGCCAGGCUGGACGGGUAAACUCUGCGCUCAGAAGGAUGAAUGUUACUCAGACCCCUGUCAAAAUGGAGCUACUUGCAGGGAUGGUGUGGAUAGAUUCACAUGCGUUUGUGCUCCAGGCUGGACAGAUGAAUUUUGUGGAACAGGUCAGUAA
Molecule: messenger RNA, 807 nt
Organism: Lytechinus pictus (painted urchin)
Lineage: Eukaryota; Metazoa; Echinodermata; Echinoidea; Temnopleuroida; Toxopneustidae
Product: fibropellin-1-like
Exons: 6
Coding region: 1-807 (268 amino acids)
Molecular function (GO): calcium ion binding
Source: RefSeq, a predicted model, not a curated record